GCCGCUAUUCUUAGGCUGUCACUCCAGCCCAUCUGAGCAGGCAAGAUCUCGCUUCUUCUUCUUCUACUACGGCUUUUCUGCGUUUCUGUGUCUCUCGCACUCUGCCUGUUUGAGAAAGCGGUGGGGGCCAACUUCCGUGUAGUUUGGUUUUCUUUUUUUGGUUUUUAUCGUUUGCUUUUUUUUGUUGUUGUUGUCGUUGUUGGUUUCCUCUCGUUUUUUGAGAAAACUGAUCAGUUAUUUUUGCGUGUUGAUAUUUUUUUAUAUUUACCUGCUUCCCUCCCCACCUCUUUUUGUUUUGUUUCCAGUGGCUGCUCGGUGCCUGUGCCCCACCUGUCCCCUCUUUUUUUAUUUUCCACAACGAUUGGGAGGAGAAGUCGUGAACAGGAGCGGAAACCAAGGAGAGGAUUUUGAAAAAUGAGCAAUUACAACAUCAAUCUCCCAGGACCUGCCCCCUGGGGGUUCCGGCUGCAGGGGGGAAAGGAUUUCAACAUGCCCCUCACCAUCUCCCGGAUCACGCCGGGGAGCAAGGCCGCUCACUGCAACCUGAUGCAGGGCGACGUCAUCGUGGCCAUCGACGGGGUCGGCACCGAGGGCAUGACCCACCUGGAGGCCCAGAACAAGAUCAAGUGCGCCAACUACAACCUGACGCUCACCAUGCAGAGGUCGAAGCGCCCAGUUCCGAUGCCCACAGCUAUGCCAAGAAUCGACACCUCCAUGCCUAUCAUCCCACACCAGAUGGACCAGUCGUUCAAAAUAAAUGGCAGCCUCUCGGCCUGCAGUACCUCCUCCGGGGCAAUAGGGGCCCCCGGCGAAUCAAACUCCUCCUACUUCUACAGUAAGCAAGAGAUCAACCAGUCCUGUAAGCUGUCAGUCAGCAGCGGCGCUGGCCCCGCCUCCCCUGCAAAGAGGCUGUCCGGUGCUGGCGAGGCAGAGGACGCCGCGGGCAAGAUGGCCCCCGGCCAAAAGAAACAGUAUAACAGUCCCAUUGGCCUUUACUCCAAAGCAACGCUCAGGGAGAUGGCCACGUGGGGCAGAGGUGCCAGUACGGGUACGCUCCCCAUUAAGGAGCCUCUCGUAGACAGUGCCUCCCCAGUCUAUCAGGCCGUGAUCAAGACCGAGGACCAGGACUUCGAGCUCUCGGACUGCGCCCGCCGCGCCGCCCACCUGCAGUCCAAGUCCUUCCGCCUCCUCGCCCACAUGACGGGCACCGAGUACAUGCAAGACCCAGAUGAGGAAGCUCUGAGGAGAUCCAGUACCCCUACUGAGCAUGCUCCAGUCUCCACAAGCCCCACACCCACUGCUCUGCCUGUUACUGCUGAUGCUGUUGCUGCUGAUGCCGCUGUUGCUGCUGAUGCCACUGACGAUGCUGCUGGUGCUGCUGAUGGUGCUCAUGGUGCUGAUGCUGAUGCUGCUUCAGCCAAUGAACACGCCCCCGAGCCGCAGACCCUAGCCAAUCAGGCGCCACCGUCUCCUCCCGCUGCCCUGGCUUCUUCCCCGGAGCCUGCUCCCGUAGCCCCCGCCCCGGAGAGCACACCGGCGCCCCCAAAGUCGGAGGCCCCGGUGGCCCCCGCGGCCCCCGUGGCUCCUGUGGCCCCUGUGGCCCCUGUGGCCCCUGUGUCCCCCGUGGCCCCCGCGGCCCCUGCGGGACCCCGUCACCUGUCAUUCGCCGCCUCCACAAUCUCCACAGCGCUCAGUGCCCAGUCUAGAAACAAUGUCAGUAAGCCAGGGCCGCCCCCUACCUCUGCACUGGAGGCCCUGCCAAUCACUCCCGUCUUCCGCACCAGAAAUCUACCCAAACGAGUGCCCCCCCUGCCCAAGGGGAAGCCCAGGCACCUGAGCUACAACAUGCAGACCUCCAGUUACAGCGCCCAGCAUAUGUCCGCUACUUCCAGGCCACACCCCCAGGCCCCGCCCGUGCAGCACAGCUCCAUCCAGAUCCCCGUGGGCCCGCCCCCAGCCAAGGUGGUCACCACGGCUACCAUCAAGCCCGCCGCCUACCCUGCUGCUCCAGCUCCAGCUCCACCCCCGGCCCGGGCUCCAGUCCAUGCCCCCGCUCCAGCUCCGGUCGUUGGCGGGGACGCCAACAGGCCUCCCUGGAUCACCGAUGGCAGCUUCGCCCAGAAGUUCGACCCUAGCAAGACCACCACUACCACCACAAAAAAAAUCCAGCCCCUGCCCCAGGCUGCCCCGCCCCCUCCGGCCUACAUACCCAACCCUUCCCAGGCUCCACAUGCCCCAUCCCCUGCUUACAACCCAGCCCCGGCCUACAACCCCGCCCCCAUCCAACUGCCCCCUGUAGCGCGCGGCGUUGCCCAGAGGGCCGAGCGCUUCGCUGCCAGCAGCCGGACACCGCUCUGUGGUGCCUGCAACAAUGUCGUCAGGGGACCCUUCCUGGUGGCCCUGGGGCGGUCCUGGCACCCCGAGGAGUUUAACUGCAACUACUGCCACACCUCGCUGGCGGACGUCAGCUUCGUGGAGGAGCAGAGUGCCGUGUACUGCGAGACCUGCUACGGGGAGUUCUUCGCCCCGACCUGCUCCCGCUGCAGCACCAAGAUCAUGGGGGAAGUGAUGCACGCCCUGCGGCAGACGUGGCACACCACCUGCUUCGUGUGCGCCGCCUGCGGCAAGCCUUUCGGGAACAGCCUGUUCCACAUGGAGGACGGAGAGCCCUACUGCGAAAAAGACUACGUCGCCCUCUUCAGCACCAAGUGCCACGGCUGCGACUUCCCAGUGGAGGCCGGGGACAAGUUCAUCGAGGCCCUCGGUCACACCUGGCACGACACCUGCUUCGUCUGCGCGGUGUGCCACAUCAACCUGGAGGGUCAGCCGUUCUACUCCAAGAAGGACAAGCCCCUGUGCAAGAAGCACGCCCACGCCAUCAACGUAUAGAUGCUGCGGGGGCACUGAAGGGGGGG
Molecule: messenger RNA, 2915 nt
Organism: Anguilla rostrata (American eel)
Lineage: Eukaryota; Metazoa; Chordata; Actinopteri; Anguilliformes; Anguillidae
Gene: ldb3a
Product: LIM domain binding 3a
Exons: 16
Coding region: 415-2889 (824 amino acids)
Biological process (GO): actin cytoskeleton organization; heart development; muscle structure development
Cellular component (GO): filamentous actin; Z disc; adherens junction
Molecular function (GO): muscle alpha-actinin binding; actin binding
Source: RefSeq, a predicted model, not a curated record